Messenger RNA from Laccaria bicolor S238N-H82, 1875 nucleotides. RefSeq lists its product as uncharacterized. The transcript has 9 exons. The record is from RefSeq and is a predicted model, not a curated record. Lineage: Eukaryota; Fungi; Basidiomycota; Agaricomycetes; Agaricales; Hydnangiaceae. Bases 1 to 1875 code for a protein of 624 amino acids.
AUGGCACCCGCAAGAUAUUCCCUGGCUCAGAGGCGUUUGGCAGUGCUCACUUCAGCUCCGAGAUCUCCAGAUGCACAUUAUCCGCAUACCCCACCAAUUGUACUACCAUCCACCGCCAGUCAAACUCCCCGCAUGUGGUAUCAAUCAUGUCUCGCAACCUACUUGAUUCCUCGACGCCGAAGAUCUGUUUGCGCGAUCCUCCUCGGCCUCAUCUCCACUUCUGUGUUGCAUCAGUUGAUCACCACUCUCUCAUUUCCACAUCUCUUCACCAGCAACAAACAUCUCUUGAAACACCCAUCGACCUUAGUACACAUCACCCUUACCUACAUUUCUAUCUACUUUUCCAACAUGAACCGUCGCCUUCGCUCCAUGACCAUUUCCACCAAGGAGAAUGUCCCUGACCUUGCACCAUUUAAACGGGGACAGCGCGCUUCCGUCCAUGCAUCUUCUGCCUCCGGCUUUCAAGUGGCCGAGCCAGUUGCACCUUUCACUCAGGAAAUGGCCGAGCCAGUUGCACCUUUCACUCAGGCCAACGACACCGGCAAUCAAGAAGUUGGGCAAACCCAAGUGAAGUAUGGGCCGCCUAAGAAGAAGACAGCUAUCCGUGCCCCUGCCAACGACGCCGCCAUGGGGAAAACCCAAGUGCAGUCUGGGCCGCCCAAGAAGACGGUUGCUGCUCCCAAAGAGGCACAGCGGCGCCCCUCUGCUGCCGUAGAGGUUCAACGGCACCCUUCGAAUGCUCAAGUCUUCGAUGGUGUACACAUCCAAGCUAGGCUGCAGCCUUCGGGGAUUUUAGCCAAUGAAGUGGCUGUUCGACCAAACGCUGCCAAUGAAGCUAGAGUGCAGACUUCAAGGAAUGUUGCCACUCAAGCGGCUGUUCGACCUGUCAAUAACCUGGUUUCUGAUGCUGUUCGCUCUGACGUUGUUGGGCCUGGGCCUGUUCCACACAAGUCCAAACCAGCCCCUGUGCUCAGAACGUAUGGGUCUACCCGUAAAUCUUCGUCUGCUCAACCUACGGCCUCCGCUGCCAUCACCACGAAUGCGGGCAACAGCAACUCCACGCUAUCGGACUUAACCUCAACGCGUUCGGACGAUGACGACAUCACGCUGCCUGACCAGCCAGAAGGCGCCAAUGAAUUUGCCAAUAGUUAUUCAAGCUUCAACCCCAACGAUAUACCUUCAACCGGAAAGAAACUCACCAGCAUCCGGGAUGAAGACUUUCAUCCAAGGUCAUUCUCGAUGCAUGACCUCGGCCCUGACGAGAUCCAGGCUAUGAGGGAGGCAUGCGAGUCCAAAGAUGUAGCAUAUUGCUUCAGCUAUGCUGACAAGACAACUCGCUACUACCAUGGUCACGAGCUGACUGAAGGCUGCCAGAGUGCAGCCGACUGGUUCACGACGUACUUCGAUGACGAGACGAAGAAGUGGCACCCCAUACCACAGGGCUUUUCAGCCCCCCACUGGCCUGAGGACUACGUUGACGUGAUCAACAUUUUGAGGGAAGAAGACGAACUGCACGUCAACUCAUACCUCAUCGAGGCGGCGAUGGCAUUGGACAAGACUCGUAACUCUGGAGAGGACGUUUUCGAGAUCCUCUCCUUGGAGGAUGACCUUUCAUGGGACGACAAGAACCACAUGCGAAAGGAACGAGGGGAAGAAGUCACCGAUACAGAAGAUGAGGAUGACGAAAUGGAGGAGGAAAUGGAGGAUAGACGAAGCAACCCACACUCGCGUUCAGCCUCAGUUGCAAGGAGUGCCCACUCCACUUCUUCCGCGUCAUCGAGUCCACCUGCAACUUCGGCUGCAGAAAUCCUUGCAGAGCUGGGUAUGACGUUGCCAGUUAUGAGUCCUUACGAGUUUACGAAAAAGCAGCCAUAA